AUGGCCGUAAAUUUGAGGACGUUCGUGGCAACUUUCGCCGUUGGUUUAGUAUUUGGGGCGACCUUCUGUAGCGUAUUUGUUCACUUCGAAACCGUUAAGUCUACCGGUCGUAGCAAGGAAUUUUCAGUCUCGAAAAUUUUGUCUGAGGAUCCGUAUGGGCAUGUUGACAUCGACGAAGAAAAUGAGGUAGGAUGCAGAAAUCCUAGUCACAUCAUCAUUCCUUAUUUGGAAUUCUCAUUUCCUAAAAAGAAAGGAUGUACAUACCCAUGUCACAUCAUCAUUCCUUAUUUGGAAUUCUCAUUUACUAAUAAGGUAGGAUGUAGAAAUCCAGGUCACAUCAUCAUUCCUUAUUUGGAAUUCUCAUUUCCUAAAAAGAAAGGACGUGAUGAUAGCAUUGCUAAAAACUUAGAAAACAGAGUUAGAGUGCUGGUAUGGGUUGCCACAUACCCUGCAAACAAAGAAAGUAAACUGAAACAUGUGAAAGCAACUUGGGCAAGGAGAAUUGAUAAAGUACUAUAUAUGAGUUCGGAAGAAGAUAAGAGCUUUCCAACUAUUGAUUUAAAAGUUGUCGAAGGAAGGAAUGCACUUUGGGCAAAAACGAGAGCAGCUUUCCAGUACAUUUAUGAUCACCAUCUUGAUGAUGCUGAUUGGUUUAUGAAAGCUGAUGACGACACGUACGUUGUCGCUGAAAAUUUGAGAUAUUUUCUGUCAGAUAAAGAUCCAACCCAGCCAUUGUAUUACGGCCGGAGAUUUAAGCCAUAUGUUGCACAAGGUUACAUGAGUGGCGGUUCUGGGUAUGUGAUCAGUCGCGAAGGACUGAAACGACUGGUGGAGAAAGCCUUCAAAGACACAAAAAAAUGCAAGGGACCAUCUAAUAAUGGAGCUGAAGAUGUAGAAAUGGGCAGAUGCCUGGACAGUGUGGGUGUUAUCGCUUCUGACAGUCGUGAUUCAAAUGAACGGGAAAGAUUCCAUCCAUUUGUACCUGAUCAUCUAUUGGUUCCUGAUACACUACCUAAAAAUUUUUGGUAUUGGCAAUAUAUAUAUUAUAAAACUCCACAGGGUUUGGGAUGCUGUGCUGAUCAUACAAUAACCUUUCAUUACGUUGGCCCCAACUUGAUGUACUCGCUGGAAUACUUGUUAUAUCAUCUCAGACCAUUCGCUGUGGAAAAAAGUGUAUGUCAAGCUGUGACUCCAGCCGUGUCAUAAAAUUGAACCAGUACACAGUGCAAUAAACGAUUAAUGGGAACAACUUCACCUGUUGAGUAGAAGCACACAGCAGAACCUCUGAAAACAAAUAUUAGUGUUGUAUAUUCUUCAGUACUAGAAAUCUAGGUCAUCACCUGGAUAUGUUAUUUUACUAUGAC
Messenger RNA from Saccoglossus kowalevskii, 1364 nucleotides. RefSeq names its product glycoprotein-N-acetylgalactosamine 3-beta-galactosyltransferase 1-like. Gene Ontology annotation, molecular function: N-acetylgalactosaminide beta-1,3-galactosyltransferase activity. The record is from RefSeq and is a predicted model, not a curated record. Gene Ontology annotation, cellular component: membrane. NCBI's taxonomy places the organism in Eukaryota, Metazoa, Hemichordata, Enteropneusta, Harrimaniidae.